CUCUCCUCUCCUCUCCUCACCUCUCCUCAGAUGGAUUCUUCAGGCAGUCGUGUGGAACCGGAGCGGCUGCCGGAGAGACGCAGCCUCAGAGAGAGGCAGCUCUGAGCCGAGGCUGGGUCGCAGCUCUCAGUGGCUUCAGACAAUCACAGCCAGAGACAGACACAGGAAAACAGACAGAACACCACACAGAUAGAAAGGUUAAAGAGGGAGGGAGGGAGGUAAAUAUGUAACAGGAUGUGGUUUCCCUGAGCGUUGCAGAACAUACUUUGAGCAUGACCUAAACGCACAGAUAGCACCAGGCUGAGCUCCGUUAGGUGGUGAGGACGAAGCAAACCGCUGGAGCUGCUGCUGCUGCUGCUGAGCCAACAGGCUUGUGUCUCUGCCUGCCCGAGGAUUGGGUUUCCUCUCUGCAGCCUCAGCUUGUCGGACCAGAUCGGAGCCAGUCCUCCAGCCACUCUUUACGCUUCUCUUCCCUCUAAAGUAGCAUGCAGUUUUCUGAAGGGAAUUCUGCUCCGGUUGCUGGAUUUGUCUCCAAGCAGUGAACUUCUCAACCAGAUUGUGAACCAGCAGGUCUGACCGACGAACUGUGGAGCCAUGGGCUGCGGGCUGCGCAAGAUGAAGCCGGUGUCGGAGGAGAACAGUCCAGGGAAGAUUUACUCCACCCUGAAGAGACCACAGGUGGAGACAAAAGUGGGCGUGGCCUAUAUGUACCGCUACCUGGACUUCCUGAUUGGAAAAGACGGUGGGACGUCAACGCUGCGCCUCUCGUCGGUCAGAGAGCUGCCCGACCAGCUGCAGGAACUCUACCAGCAGGGCUUCAUCCUGGCAGCCGUUCACCCGUUCAUCCACCCCUGUGGUCCCGAGUCCAACAGCCCCCAGCACCAGCUCUACCGGGCCAUACUGCUCCGAAUCAACGACGGGGUGGAAAGAAGCCAGCCGGUCUGCCCGCCCAACAAGCUGCAGCUGGAGGAGUGCCUGUCCUCCGAGCAGGUGCCCACCCCCGAGCUCAUCCAGGGCUACGUGAAGAAGCAGAUCCAGGAUGCUGCUGAUCAGGGCGUGAUGUUUGUGGGAUUCGUCCAGGAACCUUACGGAGCCCCGUGCACCCGCAUCCGAGAGCCGGAGACCCCUUCGCUGUCCCUGCACUCCAGCCCCAGCUCCGUGCUCGGGUCCCUGUGCAGCAGCAGCCCCUCCGACCCCUCCAGCCCCAGAAACCACGCGGACCCCCGAGCCCCGGUCGACGGGGCCGACAAGAACCAGAGCCACGGCGGAGUCUCGCCCGCAGCCUCCCCUCUGUCCGACGGAGACCUGCAGAACAGCGAGGAACUGACGGAGGAGGACUCGCCGUGCCACAACAACAACAAGGACCGGGGCACGGAUCCAAAGCAGAGGCUGAGAUACCGGAGAGGUGAUGGUGUGGAUCUGCUGGCUUUGUACAACCACCCACCGCUCCGACAAGGUCAGGUGAAGUACUACACGGUGAAGGUGCCGCUGCGGGUCCAGAACUACGACGAGGGCGUCAGAGGAGUGGAGGCGAACUGGUUGGACCACAUGACGCAGCACUUCAACAACGGAGCCUCGCUGGUGGACGGGUACUUCCACCUGGGCAACGUGAACGAACUGCUGCCUAAAUCUGUGGAAAGUGUCUUCAUCUUCCAAGAGGCGACAGAGAGCGAGCCGAACGUGGUCACGCCGACAUACGACGCGAUCGUAGUGGAGCAGUGGACCAUUAUCGAUGGUCUGCAGGUGAAGGCUGAUUACGUUCCUCUGCUUCAGUCUCUGGCCACGUAUGGAUGGAGACUCACCUGUGUGCUGCCAACUCCUGUAAUCAAGACCAACAG
Messenger RNA from Austrofundulus limnaeus, 1838 nucleotides. It is a transcript of the gene rftn1b, whose product is annotated as raftlin, lipid raft linker 1b. The record is from RefSeq and is a predicted model, not a curated record. NCBI's taxonomy places the organism in Eukaryota, Metazoa, Chordata, Actinopteri, Cyprinodontiformes, Rivulidae.